Messenger RNA from Octopus sinensis (East Asian common octopus), 879 nucleotides. RefSeq names its product RAS guanyl-releasing protein 1. Bases 138 to 878 code for a protein of 246 amino acids. The record is from RefSeq and is a predicted model, not a curated record. NCBI's taxonomy places the organism in Eukaryota, Metazoa, Mollusca, Cephalopoda, Octopoda, Octopodidae. The transcript has 5 exons.
AUGGAAUUACAAAGUUUCAUUUUAUAUGCUGCUUCUUUCUUGUUUGUUCUCAGACCUUCAGUUAUUCUUUUUUACCAUUUAUUUCCAGUUUUAUCAGCAGCACUGAGUUCAGUAGUUCAUCGUACAAAAUCUGACCCAUGGAGGUAACGUGCCGCCAUGAGCCACUCGGGUUGGGUGAGCAUUCCUUCAACACAUCGUGUUCCCCUCAACUCUCAUCAUUAAGCUGCAACUCUACUCCGACCAGAGUCCCACCUCCGCCUUCUCCCCCACUCCACAACAUGGUUCCAACAACAGAAUCGGCACCGGCCAGUACGACAGUCACGGGAGCUGAAACAGCAGCGACAACAAGCCUGGCAGCACCAGUAAAUCCUUCUGAAUCCUCAUCUUCGUCAUCCGUAGAACAGACUGUCCCGAGUAUUCCUACCUCGGACUACUUGGAAGAGGAGAAACCUCUCUUACCAGGGAUUAGUGUCCGUGCGGCUACUUUGGAGAAACUGAUUCAAAUCUGUGUUGAGAGUUUCUGUCCCAAUGGUAGUUUGGUUGAUGACUCUUUCUAUCCACGCGUUUUACUUCUCAUGCAUAAAUGGUUUAUACCAUCUCAGGAACUGGCAGAACGUCUCGUAGAAUUAUAUCUUGGUGUAGAAGAUACAAAACAAUGUGAAGCUGUAAAAUGUUCACACACCCCACGGGAACAAGAUUGUUCUCUACAGGUUUACAAGGCAAAAAUAUGCCAUGUUUUCAGAUACUGGAUCCGAACAUUUCCUUUCCACUUUGACCUCGACAAACGGUUAAAAGUAAUCGUGGAAAGAUUUGGUCAAAUUCUUGAAGCAGAAGGCAAUACCAAUUUUUCUGAAUUAAUCGAUCUUUCUAAAGUGUAAG